CGACUGAUCCAGCAUACACCCCAUCGACAACCCAUCCUCUACACCAAGGAUGGUCCACGGCACCUCCCUACUUGGGUUACUUAUCCCGACUUUCGAGUCCGUUCUUGAAGUAGUCUGUCUUUCCGGCGCAGGAUGGUGGCUCGCAAAGUCUGGGCUCAUAGACAAGGACAUGCAGAAGAAGUUAGCAGCGCUGAAUAUGACGCUCUUUACGCCCUGUCUUAUCUUUGUCAAGCUGGCGAGUUCGGUCAAUGCGGAGGAGAUGAAGAAGUUGUGGAUUCUCCCUGUGGGAUUCGCGAUCUUGUGUGGCAUCAGUUUCUUCGUGGGACACUUGAGCGGAAGGAUAUUCGGUUUGAGGGGCAGAGAAAGUCUGUUUGUGGUCGCUUGUACGGUUUUCCAGAACAGCAAUUCCCUUCCCAUUGCCCUUGUUACAUCCCUCGCACGAACCGAAGAACGUCUACUGUGGAACCAGCUACCAAACGACACUCAGGAUGCUGUAGCAUCGCGCGGUAUCCUUUACUUGCUUAUCUUCGCCCAGCUUGGUCUCGUGAUCCGUUGGUCGUAUGGUGCCAAGUACCUCCUUGCACCUGCCCCCGUUGACGGCGAUGAAGAAACUAGCAUUGGAGCGAACAUCGGACGUGAAGCGAAUGAUUUGUUGGAUGAAAGCGAUCCGGAGGAUGACGAGGACGUAAUCGAGGAGACUACUCCUUUGACCAGGAAGGUCAUGAAGAGGCCAAAGCCAGUGAACGUCGGCGGACACGACUCCGGACACAACACGGGUACAAACCCCAGCCCUCGCAACCCAAGCUCCAACCACAUUACCUCUUUCCCUUCUCUCAACGGCAAUGGCAGCGCUCACACUGUCGAGAAGAAUCCGCUGUGGAAGCGCAUCGGAGUCACUCUUCUCGAUUUCCUCAAUCCUCCUCUCUCCGCAUUGCUCACCGCAUGUUUCGUCGCCGCUAUCCCACCUUUGCAGGAUUUCUUCUUCAAGCCCGGAACCUUCGUCAAUAACUCCUUUACCUCUGCCAUCAAGACCAUGUCCCAAAUGGCCGUUCCUUUGAUUUUGAUCGUUCUUGGUGCGAACCUCUCUUCGGACAUCAAGGCGCCUGCAAAUCUCUCGCCUGAGCGUCGCGCCUUAGAGAACCGCACUGUUUGGGCCGCUAUCUUCGGCAAGAUGCUCGUGAUCCCGGUCUUCCUCUGUCCGAUCAUGACCAUCAUCGCCAAGUACUUUGACUACGGAAUCAUUGACGAUCCCGUCUUUACUGUCGUUAUGUUUUUGUUGAUUGGAUCGCCCACGGCUCUCACAUUGCAUCAGAUCUGUCAGAUGAACGGCGUAUACGAAAGAGAGAUGGCACGGGUUUUGUUUUACAGUUAUGCGUGGUUCACGGUGCCGAGUACUUUGAUUCUGGUUACGCUGAGCUUGGAGGUCGUGGAGUGGGCCACUGGAGUUGGUCAUUGACUUGAUACGAUGAAG
Saitoella complicata NRRL Y-17804 is the source of this 1471-nucleotide messenger RNA. Its product is annotated as auxin efflux carrier. Gene Ontology annotation, biological process: transmembrane transport. The record is from RefSeq and is a predicted model, not a curated record. Lineage: Eukaryota; Fungi; Ascomycota; Saitoellomycetes; Saitoellales; Saitoellaceae. Gene Ontology annotation, cellular component: endoplasmic reticulum; membrane. The transcript has 2 exons. Bases 50 to 1456 code for a protein of 468 amino acids.